CGUCGUAAAAUCACAGCUUGUUCAGCAUCGCCACAACAACACUGUUUUGCAGAAAAGGGGAUUUUGACGUCUGAUUUGGAACACAUUAACAGAUUUUCAAGACGAUUUAAGGAAAAACUUUAACUAGGCGACUCAGGAACAUUUCAUGUCCUCUUGGUACGCUGGAAUUUUCGGACACCCACUCGGACAUGUCCUAUGUCUUCAUCAAUGACUCGUCUCAGACCUCCGUUCCCCUGCUCCAGGCCUGCAUCGACGGGGACCUGCUUUUCACGAAGCGGCUCCUGGAGACGGGCUGUGACCCCAACACACGGGACAACCGGGGCCGUACUGGCCUGCACCUAGCGGCCGCCAGGGGGAACGUGGACAUCUGUUGUUUCCUCCAUAAGUUUGGGGCGGACCUCCUGGCUACAGACUACCAGGGAAACACGGCGCUACACCUCUGUGGACACGUGGAUACCAUCCAGUUCCUGGUGUCCAACGGUCUCAAGAUAGACAUCUGUAACCACAACGGAUCCACUCCUCUGGUGCUGGCCAAGAGGCGCGGGGUGAACAAGGACGCUAUCCGCCUGCUGGAGGGCCUAGAGGAACAGGAGCUGAAAGGAUUCAACAGGGGAGCCCACUCCAAACUGGAGACCAUGCAAAUGGCUGAGAGCGAGAGUGCAAUGGAGAGCCACUCCCUGCUGAACCCUGACCUCCAGAACAGGGAGGGAGUCCUGUCCAGCUUCAGGACCACCUGGCAGGAGUUUGUUGAGGACCUGGGCUUCUGGAGGGUGCUGCUACUGCUGGUGGUCAUCGCCUUGCUCUCUCUGGGCAUCGCUUACUACGUCAGCGGGGUGCUGCCCUUCUCCGCCAGCCAGCUGGAGCUGGUACACUGAGGGAGGGGUGGAUGGACAGAGGGUGAAAGUUGGCUUGGGCUACAUUCUGGUUAUCCACACUUGUCCAGAAGUGUGCACUUGCACACUCCCCUUUUUAUGGAUUUAAAAGCGUAGGAGUGGUGUAAGCGUUGGCUGGAUUCAACUUUUGUGAAAUGGUUACGAGAAAGUGUGCAAGUGCACACUUCGGGAGAAUGGGGACUCAGCCCAUGGAUGCAUCUGCAGUCUGACGUAUGUGUGUUAUUUGAACAUCUUCUCGCUGUGGCCAGUUAUGCAUGAGAAUGAAUGAUUUCAUGUGUCAUUCAUUUGUAUGACUAAAUUGACCAAAUAUCGACCAGUGACGUGACCAUCUUCUUUCUGGAAUACUGAGCUUUUAAAGCAUAACUAUCAAAAAAAAGAAGUACCAGUCAAUAGUUUGGAAACACCUACCCAUUCAAGAGUAUAUAUAUAUUUUUAUUCAAGAUUGUGCAAAGCUGUCAAGGCAAAGGGUGGCUUCUUGGAGAAUCUCAAAUAUAAAAUAUUUUGAUUUGUUUAACACUUUUUUGGUUACUAUGUGAUUCCAUAUGUGUUAUUUCAUAGUUUGUCUUCACUAUUAUUCUACAAUUUCACAGUUUCAUAACUUUUCAUGCCUAAUUUAGUUUUGACAGUAUUUAGCUCUAUAUGAAGAAACUGUUGUAUUAUGGACCUUUUUCCUAAUGUCACAACAUGUAUUUUUCUGUGUUGUGUGGAGUAACAAGCUGUAUAUUGCUAUAGUUUUGUUUUUGCAUAAUUAUUUACUUGUAUUUUGUUUCUUCUCCUUCUGUUUAUUGUUUUGAAAAGGGCCCAUUUGUUCAUUGAUUUACCCUACAGGGUCAAAUCCUUUGCAAAGUCAAUAUUUUAGUUUUAUUUCCAUUCUUACCAUUUUAACUGAAGUCUGUUUCUCUCACACUAGUUGCACAUUUCCCUAAUAAUGCUAAUCAGGCAAUAAUCUUACAUGGAACAAACAUCGAACAGUGUGUAGAGUUAUCCUGGGUGUCAGUCUGUUUCUGAUCUCUUACCAACAAACUGUUCUGGGAUCAGGCUAGUGUAGAGUUAUCCUGGGUGUCAGUCUGUUUCUGAACUCUUACCAACUCAUUAAUGGUACUGUGAUGUAACGUCUUCAUAAUGAGAGCAUAAACUGUUCUGGGAUCAGGCUAGUGUAGAGUUGCUUGGGAAUGUAAUGUUUCCCUCUUCCACCACCAAGUCAAGUACAAUAAUAACUACAGAGUAGCACCUUUUAUAGCGUCUUUGUACUAAAGAUAAAUGUUUGCUGUAUUUUAUUUAACAUUUCCUCUGUGUUUACAUCAUGCAGCUUAGUUACAUUUAACAUUUAUGAAGAGUUAUUUCUAAUAUGAUGUUGUGUUUUUGUUGCUUUGUCAAUCAUAGCAUUGUUGCAGGAAUUUAAUUCCUCUGUUUUAGUUCCCAAUUAUAAUUAAACACUCUGUCAAUUCAUAA
This is a messenger RNA of Oncorhynchus gorbuscha (pink salmon), 2345 nucleotides long. RefSeq names its product ankyrin repeat domain-containing protein 46-like. Gene Ontology annotation, molecular function: protein binding. The transcript is spliced from 6 exons. Bases 189 to 875 code for a protein of 228 amino acids. Lineage: Eukaryota; Metazoa; Chordata; Actinopteri; Salmoniformes; Salmonidae. The record is from RefSeq and is a predicted model, not a curated record.